AUGGGUUUGAAGGUUCGAAUGCUAGUUCAAACUAAAGAUUUUCUGAAUAUACAGUUCAAUGGAUUCAAAGGUACUAAUUAUGGUGUGCAUGAAUUCACUUUGGCAGACUUGCCAUUCAUGAACCCAUAUGACUGGAUCUCCUUGUUCUACAUCGUUGCGAAAGACGAGAAGAAGUAUGAGUCAAUUUUUGCGCACUUAAAACGGAUGAUCAAGUGCUACAUCCUUGAGAUUGUGAAAAUAGACGUAGAAAUUGCUACUAUUCUGAAGAAAAUGGCCAUUUUGAAGCCAGAAGAACAAUUAAAUAAUAUCGAAUAA
Molecule: messenger RNA, 315 nt
Organism: Lactuca saligna
Lineage: Eukaryota; Viridiplantae; Streptophyta; Magnoliopsida; Asterales; Asteraceae
Source: the annotation of a GenBank genome assembly